AUGAAUUCUAGCAUGGAUCACGGCUCAAUAGCUGAAGUACUUAGAAAUUUCAUGGUUACAGCAACUAACUGGUCUUCUUCCAGUCCAGUGUGCAGCUGGAUUGGAAUCAGUUGCAGCUCUCGCCACCAUAGAGUCGCAGCUUUAGACAUUAGUAACAACCCUCUCCGUGGAGAGUUGCCAGAAGAGUUGGCUCAUUUGCAAAGGGUGAAACUGGUUAAUGUGACAGGAAACAGGUUUUCAGGUACUCUACCUUCAGAUUUAGGCCGUCGACUGCCCAACCAGGAAAAAUUUUCUUGUUCAAGUAAUCUUUUGAGCUGUUUUAUCUCGUCUUCAAUCUCAAAUUCUUCAAGACUCACGGGACUUGAUAUCUCAUGGAAUAGUUUCACAGAUCCAAUUCCUGAAUCACUUGCAUUGAGCUUCUUUACAUCACUCACAAACUGUAGGGAACUAAGAGUACUCAAAUUUGAUCGGAAUCCGUUGGACGGUGUUUUUUCUGCAUCAGUUAGAAAUUUUUCUGCUACACAAAUUUUUGAAGAACAGGGUUGUAAACUGAAGGGCGUCAUUCCGGAAGAAAUUGGUAAUCUUACUACAAUGACAAUGAUGAGUCUGCAAAACAAUGAGUUGGCUGGACAUAUUCCAAAUACUAUCCAAAGAAUGUUGAACCUUCAAGAACUUUACCUGCAAAGCAACAAGAUAGAAGGACCCAUACCAGAUAUUAUCUGCAAUUUAAAGAAUCUUGGUGCAUUAGACUUAUCAGGAAAUCAUUUUUCUGGUUCAGUGCCACCAUGCUUAGGAAGUGUUACCAGUUUGAGCUAUGUUGCGCGGACUCUCCAAAAUGUUGCCUGGGGAAAUUCCUCUAGAGAUUGGAAAUUUAAGGCUGCAAUGCUCAUCGAUCUGUCAAAAAAUGAUUUUCCUGCCCUUGCAUAUGUAUUUUUAAGAUUGCGAAAGAAAAAGAAGAAUGCAGGUCAAGCAGAUGUGUCUAUGGUAAAAGGGCAUGAAAGAAUUUCCUAUUAUGAACUUGAACAAGCAACAAAAGGAUUCAGUGAAAGCAACUUGCUUGAGAUAAAUAUAAUGAUAGAUGUUGCAUCUGCAAUGGACUAUCUCCACAAUGGCUAUUCAACACCUGUGGUGCAUUGUGAUAUGAAGCCAAGCAAUGUCUUGCUAGAUCAAGAUAUGGUUGGCCAUGUCACUGAAAUUGUUAGCCAGUGGAUCAUAGCAAAGAUGCAGUGUAUGUUAUCUAUCAUGGAAUUAGCUUUGAGCUGCACUCUAGUUGCAAGAACUAGCAUAGAAGAAGCUCUCUGCUCACUUGAAAAGAUUAGGUCCAGUUUUGUCACUAGUCAACACUAG
Molecule: messenger RNA, 1347 nt
Organism: Nicotiana tabacum (common tobacco)
Lineage: Eukaryota; Viridiplantae; Streptophyta; Magnoliopsida; Solanales; Solanaceae
Source: RefSeq, a predicted model, not a curated record